Messenger RNA from Pleuronectes platessa (European plaice), 1611 nucleotides. Its product is annotated as piggyBac transposable element-derived protein 4-like. The record is from RefSeq and is a predicted model, not a curated record. NCBI's taxonomy places the organism in Eukaryota, Metazoa, Chordata, Actinopteri, Pleuronectiformes, Pleuronectidae. The coding region runs from base 1 to 1611 and encodes 536 amino acids. The transcript is spliced from 3 exons.
AUGGAGGAAAAUGGAGACGGGAUUGGAGUUGAACCAGAAAUAGAGGAGGAUGUUUCAGAAAUAGAAGACAACGAUCCUUAUUUUGAUCCAGACCAUCAUGAGACCGAACAGUCAACAAAUGGCGAGGAAGAGGCCCCUGAGGAAGAGGCACCUGGGGAAGAGGCCCCUGUGGAAGACACACCUGAGGUGACAUUCCAGUCCAAGGAUGGCAACUUGCUCUGGUAUUCAUCCCCCCAGGACAGAGGAGGCAGAACAAGAGGGGAAAAUAUCAUUAGGAUGUCACCAGGGCCAACACGGUAUGCAACAUCUCGUGUGGAUGACAUCAAGUCCAGCUUCCAACUCUUUUUACCAGAGUCCAUUGUGGAAAUUAUACUGGCGAUGACAAACCUGGAAGGGGGGCGUGUGUUUGCGGACACAUGGAAGGCCUUGGACCAGGUAGACCUCCAAGCCUACAUGGGUCUGUUGAUUCUAGCAGGAGUACAUCGGUCCAACAAUGAGGCUACAAAAAGUCUGUGGGAUGCAGAGUCAGGGAGGCCUAUAUUCCGGUCAACUAUGUCCCUGCAACAGUUUCAUGUCCUCUCAAGAAUUAUCAGAUUUGAUGACAGAGCUACACGACCUUUCCGCUGGCGAGACGACAAACUGGCUGCCAUCAGGAACGUUUGGGACAGGUGGGUGGAGCGCCUACCACUGAUGUACAAUCCAGGCCCUGAGGUGACAGUGGACGAGCGCCUGGUCCCUUUCAGAGGUCGCUGUCCAUUCAAACAGUACAUCCCAAGCAAACCAGGCAAGUAUGGGAUCAAGAUCUGGGCAGCAUGUGAUGCCAGGAGCAGCUACGCCUGGAAUAUGCAGGUUUACACAGGGAAACCUGUUACUGGAAGGCCAGAAAAAAACCAAGGCAUGCGUGUUGUGUUGGACAUGACAGCCGGUCUCAAGGGGCAUAACAUCACAUGUGAUAACUUUUUCACAUCACAUGGGCUUGGUCAGGAGCUGCUGAAAAGAAAGCUCACCAUGGUGGGGACAGUGAGGAAGAACAAGCCUCAACUUCCCCCUGCACUGGUGUCGACCAGAGGGAGAGAGGCACUCUCAUCCAAAUUUGCUUUCACUGACACACACAGUCUUGUGUCAUAUUUGCCCAAGAAAAAUAAAAAUGUCAUCCUGAUGAGCACUCUACACAAAGACGCCGCUGUCAGCGAAGCAGAGCACAGGAAGCCCCAGAUCAUCCUGGACUACAACAGAAACAAAGGAGGCGUUGAUUGCCUUGAUAAGCUUACUGGUACAUACACCUGCAAGCGAAUGACAGCUCGUUGGCCUGUGGCUGUGUUCCACAACAUCCUCGAUGUGACUGCAUGUAAUGCAUAUGUGGUGUGGACAGCGAUCGACCCAGCCUGGAAUCAGGGGAAACGUUUCAAGAGGAGACUCUUCCUGGCAGAGCUUGGGAAAGCUUUAGUGACUCCUCUAAUUCAACGGCGCCAGCACCGCCGCAGAAACGGAAGAGAUGCAAGCUAUGUGCCCUAUAGAGACAAUAAGACAAGUCUUACAUGUUUCAAAUGUGAUGCCUACGUUUGCAAGACACACUGUGACCUGAUUGCAAAAUGCCACUCCUGUGUCUGA